GAAGGGCGACAGCGAAUCGAGUGCACCGCCGUGUUAUUGUCCAAGACUACGGGAAGGCCUAUCUACAAAGCAAGCUCCUUAACUAGUUUUCUUGCUGCGUUCGAAGGCUGCCUUAACAGGUACGAGUCGUUACACACCAAGGCCGGUAUGUUCCAAGGCGAUAUCUCACCAAGCAACCUUAUGGUAAACGAAGAAGAUAACAACCCCUUAUAGCGCGCGUUCUUAAUCGACUUCGACCUUGUAAUCAGGGAGCAGCGGGGAAAUUCCUCUGGAGCAUGGGGGAAGACUAGCACACGGGCGUUUAUGGUAAUUAGGGCAUUCGUUCAUGCACGAUCUAGAGUUGUUCUUCUAGGUGCUAUUCUGGAUAUGCAUUCACUAUAACAGACCUAGUAAAGACAUUAGGCUAACAGAGUUUAAGUGUUGCAACUACGAGAGUAAUUGAAGCUAGCUAAGCUUAAGAAAGGCUUAAUGUUACGAGCUGUCCUCUUGACUGAGACCGAGGCUUACUUUCGUAAGGGGAGGCAAGGGGUGUGCUUCGGGCUAGGAUCUUCAGUGACAAAGAGGUGGACGCAAUGAUACUGUAAAUCGCAGGUCGCUGUAGCAAUUUGAUAAAACAAAGCAAUAACUACGAGGAGCCGUAAGGAGCGAGCUCCUCCUGGUUAUAUACAGGUGCCAUCUUGGCUGGAUUAGGUGC
Trematosphaeria pertusa is the source of this 694-nucleotide messenger RNA. RefSeq lists its product as uncharacterized. NCBI's taxonomy places the organism in Eukaryota, Fungi, Ascomycota, Dothideomycetes, Pleosporales, Trematosphaeriaceae. The record is from RefSeq and is a predicted model, not a curated record. The annotation marks the transcript as partial. The transcript has a single exon.